ACAUGUUCUGAGUUUAUACUCCUUCUCAAUUUGUCCGAACUUUGGUUUGCAUCUUUGUCCGCAAGCAUCUUGUCAUAACCUCAACAAGAGUCAUGUUUACGUCACUUGAAAAGUAACGACGAUCUGAAUAAAAGAAUAUGUCGGCUAGUUUGCCUCUGUAUUUUGCAUGCUUAUUAAUGUCGCAGUAGGCAUUUACUAGUUAGCAUCCCUCGUUCGUUGACUCAGAGCAAAAGCUGAAAUGUCGGACUUUCUUGAUUCAGAAGCCGAGGAGAGUGAAGAUGAGGAGUUUGAAAAGAAAACAUCUAAAAGGAAAGCCAUCGACAGCGAUGAUGAUGAAGAGGAUGAUGAUGGGGAUGGCGAAGAUAUUAAGGAUCUGAUUGACGACAAUCCCAUUGAGGAAAGUGGGGAUGAAAGUGACGCAUCCGGAGGGUCUAAGAAAAGAAAGAAAAGUGAUGAUGAAGAAGAUGAACUUGAUGAUAGGUUGGAAGAUGAAGAUUAUGAUUUGCUUGAAGAAAACUUGGGUGUUAAAGUGGCAAGAACAAAGCGCUUUAAACGCUUAAAAAGAAUACAAGCAGAAGAAUCUGAUGAUGAGCAGGAAGAAGAUCGAGGUGAUGAAAGAGAUGCUGUUGCCAAUGAGCUUUUUGAAGGAUCUGAUCAUGAGCAGGAAGACAGGGAGGAAGACCGUUCAUCAGAGCGCCGUGAUGAUACUGUAGGGGAUUUUGAUGAAGAGGGUGACGAAGAAGGAGAUGAUUAUUCUGAUGCAGAUGAUUUUAUUGUUGAUGAUGAAGGACGUCCUAUCAGGGAUAAACAACGUAAACGAAAACCAAUUUUCACUGAUCAUGCUUUACAACAAGCUCAAGAUAUUUUUGGCGUUGAUUUUGAUUAUGAUGAGUUUGAUAAGUAUGACCAGGAGGAGGAAGAAUAUGAAGAAGAUGAAGACUAUCAGGAUGAGGAAGAAGGGGGAAGGAGGAGAAAAGCCAAGAAGAAAGCAUCAAAAAAGGCUUCCAAGAAAUCCAUUUUUGAGAUUUAUGAGCCCAGUGAACUCAAAAGGGGUCACUUUACUGAUUUGGAUAACCAGAUCCGUAACACUGAUAUCCCCGAAAGAAUGCAACUGCGGGAUACUCCUAUCACACCUGAAACUGAUGAGAAACUAGAAGAGGAAGCAGAAUGGAUUUACAAGCAUGCUUUCUGCAAACCUACAGUGUCAACUCAGCAGGGAGCUGGUACAGAUAAAGAAAACACAAGAAAAGAACCUACUUCCACUGUGUAUAAAAUAAAGAAAGCCUUAGAUUUUAUGCGCAACCAAAGUUUAGAAGUUCCUUUUAUUGCAUUUUACCGUAAGGAGUAUGUGUCACCAGAACUGACUUUGAGUGAUUUAUGGAAGGUUUACAAAUACGAUGAAAAGUGGUGUCAGUUACUAGCUCGCAAACAAACACUAAUAAAAUUAUUUGAGAAGAUGCGAGAUUAUCAAGGUGAGCAACUUAUGAAAGAUAAUAAUGCUGAUAUUCCAGAAGAUGUACGAGUGCUUACCGAUGAGGAUAUUUUUCGAGUCAUGGGUGUUCAGACUCCAGAAGAGCUGAGAGAUGUGCAUAUGCACUUUCUCCUCUAUUAUGCACAUGAAGUCCCAGCCAUGCAGGAGGCUUUCAAGGCGAAGGAGAAGCUAGAGCGGCAGCAAAGGGCCCGACGCAAUCGGCGUGAGCGGCGCAAGAAAAAGACCAUCAUCAAUGAGGAUGGGGAGGAGGAGGAAGUCACUGAUGAAGAUGCCGAGGAUGAUGAUGUUGACCCUGAAGACGAAGAUGAGGAAGAAGAGGAGGCCCCUCAAGAGCAAGUGAAGCAAGCCGUGAGGUCUGGUCCUUACAGCAUGUGCCGUAAGGCACGCCUAGCAGGCUUUGCCAAAAGAUUUGGUCUUACUCCUGAGCAGUUUGCUGAAAAUUUACGCGACAACUAUCAGCGUCAUGAGGUGGAGCAGGAGUCCAUAGAACCACUAGCAUUAGCUAAGGAAUAUCUUUCUGCUCAAUUCUCAAAUGCUGAUGAGGCUCUGAAGGCUGUCAAGUACAUGGUUGCCGCACAAUUAUCCCGAGAACCUUUGGUCAGAAAAUGUGUUAGGGAAGCUCUCUUUGAGCGUUCUAAGAUAGAUGUCUUGCCAACCAAAAAAGGAAUCAAGGAGAUUGAUGAGUACCAUCCUAUCUAUAGUAUGAAAUAUCUGAAAGGAAAGCCUGUGCGUGAUUUGUCUAACGAGCAGUUUUUGAAGCUUGUCAUGGCAGAGGAAGAAAAAAAUAUCACAAUAUCAUUCUCUGACCAAAUAGAGGGUUUAACCAGUAGCUCCUUUAUUGAAGAAGCUAAGCAGCUCUACCUCAGGGAUGAGUUUAGUAAGCAUGUUCAGGAGUGGAAUAAUGUGAGGGUCGAAUGUGUUGAACUUGCUUUGCGCAAAAUGUUGAUACCAGAUUUGAGAAAAGAACUGAAAAGUCUUCUCUUAAAUGAAGCUAAAGACUGUGUGCUGCGUGCUUGCUGUCGCCGUUUGUACAAUUGGAUCAAGAUUGCUCCUUACAGUGUUGAUUUCCCCGAUGAAGAUGAAGAUGAAUGGGACACGUCCAAGGGCCUACGUGUAAUGGGUGUUGCAUAUGAGCCUGAUUUUUCUCAAGCUGCGUUUGCAUGUAUGGUAGCUCCAGAUGGGGAAGUCACUGAUUAUUUACGUUUACCUAGCUUAUUAAAAAGACUCAAUGGUUUUAGAGAAGGUGAUAAACUUCAAAAGGAGGCCGACCUUACAGCUUUACGUAAUUUUAUCUCAACAAAGAAACCUCAUGUUAUUGCUGUUGGUGGUGAAAGUAGGGAUGCUCUUAUGGUGGUGCAAGAUCUAAAAAAUGUUGUAAAGGACUUAAUAGAAGAUGACCAAUUCCCCACAAUAAAUGUAGAAAUAGUGGAUAAUGAUCUUGCCAAAAUUUAUGCCAAUUCAAUUAAAGCACAGAAUGAAUUUAGAGACUACCCUCUCCAACUUCGACAAGCUAUUUCUCUUGCUCGACGUUUACAAGAUCCUCUUACUGAAUAUUCUCAACUCUGCACAACUGAUGAAGAAAUCUUGUGCCUACGAUUUCAUCCUCUACAGGACCAGGUUAAGGAUGACUUAUUAGAGGCACUCUAUUUGGAGUUCGUCAAUAGGACUAAUGAAGUGGGCGUCGAUAUUAAUGUUGCUGUCCAGACCGGGCAAACAGCUAAUCUUGUGCAAUUUGUUUGUGGUCUUGGUCCUCGAAAAGGAGCUGCUCUCAUAAAAUUGUUAAAACAAACCAAUCAACGUCUUGAAAAUAGAACUCAGUUGGUUACAGCAUGUCAUAUGGGACCUAAGGUUUUCAUCAACUGUGCUGGAUUCAUUCGCAUUGACACAAAUUCUCUUGGAGACAGCACUGAAGCCUAUGUUGAAGUUCUUGACGGAUCUAGAGUGCACCCAGAGGCUUAUGAGUGGGCUAGAAAAAUGGCAGUGGAUGCACUUGAGUACGAUGAUGAGGAUGCCAACCCUGCUGGAGCAUUAGAAGAAAUUUUAGAAUCACCAGAAAGGUUAAAGGAUCUUGAUCUUGAUGCCUUUGCUGAAGAAUUAGAAAGACAAGGGUUUGGUAACAAGAGCAUAACUUUAUAUGACAUAAGGAAUGAACUGAAUCAUAGAUACAAGGAUAUGCGUACACCAUUCUCUUCACCUAACCCUGAAGAAGUCUUUGACAUCCUAACUAAAGAAAGCCCUGAGACAUUUUAUAUUGGUAAAAUGAUUCUUGCAACUGUCAUGGGAAUACAACACCGGAAGCCACAACAUGAACAGCUGGAUAAUGCAAAUCCAGUAAGAAAUGAUGAAACGGGCUUAUGGCAGUGUCCUUUCUGUUUGAAAAAUGACUUCCCUGAGCUGUCUGAGGUUUGGAAUCAUUUUGAUGCUGAAACCUGUCCUGGAAAGGCAACUGGUGUCAAGUUGCGUCUUGAUAAUGGCAUUCAGGGUUAUAUUCACAUUAAGAAUCUGUCAGACAAACACGUUAGCAAUCCUGAAGAAAGAGUAAAGCACAAUCAAAUCAUUCACUGCCGAAUUACAAAAAUAGAUGUUACAAGGUUCUCAGUUGAAUGUACAUCUAAAACUUCGGAUUUGAUGGAUACAAAUCAUGAAUGGAGACCUGCUCUAGAUCCAUAUUAUGAUAAAGAAAAAGAAGCCAAGGAUAAAAAGACUGAGGAAGAAGCGAAAAAGAUGAAGCAACAACAUGCCUACAUAAAGCGUGUUAUUGUUCAUCCUUCUUUCCACAACAUUUCUUUCAAGGAAGCUGAGAAACUCAUGGCUAAUCUUGAUCAAGGGGAAUGUAUUGUCCGACCAUCUAGCAAGGGAUCAGAUCAUCUUACUGUCACAUGGAAAGUAGCUGACAAUAUUUACCAACAUAUCGAUGUAAGAGAGGAAAAGAAAGAAAAUUCCUUCUCGCUUGGACAGUCUCUGUGGAUUGGUGGAGACGAAUUCGAAGACCUGGACGAAAUUAUCGCUAGGCAUGUUAGUCCCAUGGCUUCUCAUGCUCGUGAUUUAUUAAGUUUUAAAUAUUACAAGGAAACUAUGGGUGGCAAAAAAGAUAAGGCUGAAGAAAUAUUAAAGGAAGAAAAACGUAGAAACCCUGGCAAAAUUCACUAUGUAAUUUCAGCUUCACAAUCACUUCCAGGAAAGUUCAUGUUGUCUUACAUGCUGAGUCGGUGCAGGCAUGAAUAUGUCACUGUGACACCAGAAGGAUUCCGCUUUAGGCAACAAAUAUUUGAUAAUUUAAAUGCCCUCUUCAAGUGGUUCAAAGAACACUUUAGAGACCCUAUCCCUGGUAGCACUCCCAGCACACCACGUGGAGGAAUGACCAGCCGAACACCUUAUCCUGCCACCCCUAGCCUCAGCAUGGCGAAUAUUGAUCCUGCUAUUCAGAGAGUCGCUCAAAAUCUACCCACACACAUGCUGCACAGCUUGUCCCAGGUGGCGACACAAACGCCACACUACUCACAGACUCCUGGUGUUUAUGGUGCCAGUGUGCAUGCUUACCCCAACACUCCUUACACUCCUUCUGGGCAGACGCCCUUCAUGACGCCUUACGCCACGCCGCACCACUCGACCCAGACUCCGCGGUAUGGGCAACCCACUCCGUCCCAAGCGACGCAGGGCUUCCUUCACCCCGGGUCGGUGACGCCCUCGCACCGCACUCCAUCGCACAGGCCGGCCCCGACUCCCACCCCUGGCUCCCACUCGGGACACCCAGGGUCGCUAUCAGCGCACCCUGGUUCCCUUGCUGCCCACCCCGGCUCACACUCGGCCCACCCUGGCUCACACUCCAGACACCCGCCUUCUUCGCACUCGGCCCACGGCAGUAUGAGUGCUGGAGGUCGAGGAAUGCAGCAGCAGGGUGGAGACCCUUCAGACUGGAAGAAGAAGGCUGAGCAAUGGAUGCGGCAGCAGCAACCAGGAUCUGUGACACCUAGGCAAGGUCAGGGCACUCCUCGCUUUGAUGAUGGCAGAAGAUCGACCACACCACGAUACGAUGGCACUCCAAGGGGCUCAGUGUCAGGGAGUCCAUACGUUCCUGGUGGAGGAAGCAAGUCAGGCACUCCGCAUUACGAUAUGGACAUGAAUGGAACUCCCCGUAGUGAAUCGAGUCGUUCUGGCUACAAAACCUCGAGGCCUCCGGGUAGCAGUGGCCACUUCAGCAGAAGUGGAACUCCCCGUUCCAGCCCAGCAGUGGGCUAUGGUCACCCUCGCGCGUCACCUCACGGCUCAGUAUCUGCCAGAUCCACUCCCCGAACCAUAGCAUCUCCAGAGUCUAUGGUUGAAAGUACAGGAGACGCGACACCGCUCUAUGACGAGCACUGAAUGUAUAUCUUCCUUCUUGUAAAUAAAUUCUUUUACUUAUUCUGUUCAGAGAUAGAAAUUAAAAGUAUUCUAGCAAAAAUCAAUGUACUAGGCUAAUAUUUACUCUAGAUGUCAUCCUUUGAAGCAGAAUCAAUUUAAAUUAAUUUUUGUACUGUUGACAGCUGAUUGAUUAGUAUAAUAUUUUAUUGGUAAUAAUUAUUAGAUAUGAAACAAAGUUGAACUACUGUAGAUGCUUGCAACACAAGCAUAGCUUUAUUAUUAUUUUUAAUUUGAGGGGCAUUCAAGUGUUUGAAAUCAAACAUUCUUACAGAAUCCCUUAUUUCAGUUUGGCAUUUUGUGUGAAAGUGACAGUGGUGUAUUUUUUAUCAUCAUAAAAGAAAGGAUAACAAUAUGCAUUUAAACACAGUUUAGAAUGAGUACCGUGUCUUUACUAAAUCAAAGAUUUGGUUUUCAGACAGUUAAACAGCGAAAAAUAACCCUGAUGGUUAUUUUGUAAGAUGUGAUACAAUAAUUGUGCAAGUGUGUUGUUCAUAUUGCAUGUCUGUAAUGUUUAGUUUUGCCUUGCUCAAAAAGUGCAGCUGUCAGUUUUAACCCUAAAGGUCCCCUCAUUGUUUUUCUUUGAGGUGCAGCUGUUGUGAAAUGACUCUUACAGUAAAUCCUUGGGACAGUGAUAUAAUUAUUUAAACUCCAUGCAAUGAAAUAAAAUAUUUACACUUUCUCUUGGUA
Molecule: messenger RNA, 6580 nt
Organism: Thrips palmi
Lineage: Eukaryota; Metazoa; Arthropoda; Insecta; Thysanoptera; Thripidae
Gene: Spt6
Product: transcription elongation factor SPT6
Exons: 28
Coding region: 239-5854 (1871 amino acids)
Biological process (GO): nucleosome organization; mRNA transcription by RNA polymerase II; transcription elongation by RNA polymerase II
Cellular component (GO): transcription elongation factor complex
Molecular function (GO): DNA binding; histone binding; nucleosome binding
Source: RefSeq, a predicted model, not a curated record